AUGUCGAAGCCGGAAAAGGCAACUCGGCAAGGCCACACCGACACGGAGUCUCCGGCGGACGAGACGGCAGUCCCCAUGCCUGCUGGACCACCGCCGAAGCUGCGCAUCGACUUCCCUCCCGUACGAUCAGCGGAUGAGAUGGCGAAAAAGCAGCGCGCUGCGGUUAAGCAAGAGGAGAUCCGCGACGAUAUGGAGAACGACAUCCCCCCUGUCAUCCGAAGUGUAUUGGAGCUGUCGCACUUGAUGAUGAGUGGCCACAGCCGGUGGCUGCGCGGCUCACCGGGGUACCAGGGCGGCCUCUCCCACAAGGGUAAACCUUUCUGCUUCGCCAGCGGCUACCGCGACUCGCUGCGACCGCUGGAUAUCGAAGACAAGGGAAACCACAUGAAGCUGAAGGACCCGCUGGUGUACGGUACCCUUUCGCUGCCCAUCACGGCGGCCUACCUGUGCGAUCUGCACGGAAGAGGCAUCUUUGACCUGCAGAGGCCGAUCGUUGAGUACCUCCCAGAGCUGCAGGGGAAGCUGUCGGAGGAGGUGACGGCGCGCAGCAUCUUGUCCUUCACACACGGAGUCGAGGAUGCGGAUUUGCUGAAGGACGCCGGUGUGCAUCCGUGGAGGUCGUUCUGCUCCCCCUCCCUCUGUGUCAGCACGCACACGCACCUUUACGAGCCCAUCAACCGCUUCUUGGCGGGGGGAAGGACGGCGUCCUCCGCCACGGCACCCGCCCUUACCGGUCAGCGGCAGCGGGCCAACCUCGUGCAGUACGUCUGCUCCUCGCGCCGUAUCACCCACAACUUUUGCCGCUCGCUUCGCCGUGCCCGCGUUAGCCACAGCUCGGUCGCACUGCUUCUGGCGGCGGUGGAGACGCAGCUGAAGGGGCGCAGCUUCGAGGAGGAAAUGAAAUCUGGCUUCUUCGAAAAGGCGCAGAGCUACGGCGCCGGCUAUGGCGUACCGACGCUAUGGAAGAACCCGAACGAGCUUUUCUAUCAGCCUACGGGGCAGGCCCUCCAGCACGUAAAAUUUAGGCAACCUGUGCCGAUUAACUCUCCGCUGAACUGCGGUCCGGCCGUCUUUAACGGGUCCUUGAACCUUUACGCCCCUUGCGAGGACUACGGCAAGCUGCUCCUGCUGUCGCUCGACACCAUCAUGGAUGCCCGCGAGAUUCUCGGCGUCCCUGCCCAGGCGGGCAGCUCUCCGUACUACGACUUCGGUGUGCGCUACAUCCCGUCCAAGAAGGAGCUGCAACUUACAAAGUCUCUUCUGACCCCCCUCGAUGCCAUCCCCGCUGCAUCCUCGUUCCACUACAACUGUGAGCAGGAUUUGGGCUGCUUCGGUAUCGCAUCAUGUGGCACGCGCAGCGCGCGCGUUUUCGCAAACAACCUGUCACGCAUGAUUCACCACUUGUUUGUGAAGCACGUCUUGGCGAAGGGGCUCGACCCGCUGAAGCAGGUGGACCUCGAUAAUCCUACCGAACAAGUCGAGGCGUCCGACGGCGAGAUCCAGAAGGUGCUCAAAAAGCAAAAGUUCACAUCGUACUUCAAAAAAUUCGAUGCUCACACGCGUCUGUAG
Molecule: messenger RNA, 1569 nt
Organism: Leptomonas pyrrhocoris
Lineage: Eukaryota; Euglenozoa; Kinetoplastea; Trypanosomatida; Trypanosomatidae
Exons: 1
Coding region: 1-1569 (522 amino acids)
Source: RefSeq, a predicted model, not a curated record